Messenger RNA from Trematomus bernacchii (emerald rockcod), 4340 nucleotides. RefSeq lists its product as uncharacterized. Lineage: Eukaryota; Metazoa; Chordata; Actinopteri; Perciformes; Nototheniidae. The transcript is spliced from 25 exons. The record is from RefSeq and is a predicted model, not a curated record. Gene Ontology annotation, biological process: proteolysis. Gene Ontology annotation, molecular function: serine-type endopeptidase activity. The coding region runs from base 46 to 4224 and encodes 1392 amino acids.
UGUACGAGGCACAGUUUGCUGCAUCUUCCUCCACUGUGAGGAAAAAUGGACGAGGAGAAGGGCAGCCGUCGGUCCAGGGGUUGCAGCACCCUGGAAAAAUGUCUGAUAUUUCUUUUCGUGGCCAUGACCGGCGUCUGCAUCGGCCUCGUGGUCGUCUACUUCACUGAGAAGAACUCGACUACUCUUACAGAAGGGCAGGACUCAGGGUGUGGUGGUCCUCAGGAGCUGUCCGGAGAAUCGGGCACCUUCACCAGCUAUAACUACCCCAACAGCUACGACAAUGGGAAGAGCUGCACCUGGCAAAUCACUGUGGACCCCGACAAGGUGAUCCAACUGUGGUUUGAGGAGUUUGCUGUGGAAGACACCGAGCUCUGCACGUCCGACUUCAUCACACUGCGAGACUCUCUGGGAAUCAUUGGAAAAUACUGUGGCUACACCAAACCAAAGCCGGUGGUGUCUCUUACAAACCACCUGACCGUGUUCUUCGACACCAAUGACAGAAAAACAGACCAGGGAUUCAAAGCUCAUUACAAAGCUGUGGCUCCAGCGCUCGCACCAGAGAUAGCCGGAGCUGGCGGUUACCUCCAAGGUGACCGGGGGGAUCUGAUGACCCCCGGCUUCCCAGAGCAGAACUACCCCAACGGAGCACUUUACCAGUGGAAGAUUACGGUGCCUGAAGGCGAGAGGGUUCGACUGACCUUUACCUCCUUUGACCUGGUCCCUGAGGUCUGUGGAGACUUUAUUAAGGUCUACGACGGGCACGAGGCCGGCUCUUCCUUAAUCAGUAAAUUAUGUGGGGGGACGAUGCCGAAGCCAGUUGAGACCAGCGGCAACACAAUGGUGCUCCGCUUCAAAACGGACAACAGUUUGACCUCUAAAGGAUUCAGAGCGACUUUCACCAAGUCCAGCCUCCCACCUGUUUCUACCACCACACCCAAACCCUCAACCACCACCACACAAACACCUCCACCUUCCACAACUUCUGGAGGUGAUGGUCCAGUCAUUAUUCAGGGGCGUAAAGGAGAGAUCCAUUCCCCGGGUUAUCCAAAUGCAUAUCCUGCUCAUCAAACGAUCUCCUGGAAGAUAUCUGUGCCCAAAGGAUUCCUGGUAAAACUGCAGUUCACUGACAUGGCCAUCACAGGAGAGAUCGGACAAUGCAAGGAGGACAAACUGGUCAUCACAGAUAAUUACAGCACAUUAGGCACACACUGUGGCUACCUUCUCCCCCCCUUGGUGGUCAGUGCCAGUGACACAAUAUCUGUCAGCUUCACGUCGGACAGUCGCCUCACAGACCGAGGGUUCUCUGCGAAAUGGGAAGCUGUGUAUCCUGAGGAUAUUGCAGAGAUCCAGGGCUGUGGCCUUUUUUCCAGAGCGCCGACAGGAGUUAUUAAGUCCCAGAACUGGCCGAUGAACUACAAAGCCAACGCAGAGUGCAUGUGGAACAUCGAUGCACCUGUGAAUAAAAGAAUCACCCUGCAUUUUACCCACUUUGACCUGGAAGCCAAAGAUUUCAUAUCGUCCAAAUGCUAUGAUAACAUAGUAGUGUUCGACAUGAAUAGUGGGACUAACGCGCUCAUUCAAACACAUGGUCCAUUUUGUGGGACUAAGCUGCCUGCAACUAUCCUGACAAAAAGCACCAGGCUGGUGAUCCGUUUCCAUUCAGACUUGUUUACCGAGUCUAAAGGCUUCAGGGCCUACUGGACAAUAGACCCCAGUUUGCCUGCUCCCACUGAGCCACCAGUACCAGCCAACCCCUGGGAUGACAUCGCCAUAGAGUGGCCCCCAUGUGGGAUACCAGCCACCCCUCCUUCUGUUACGUCUCGCAUUGUGAACGGAGAGCCCGCCACGCCUCACUCCUGGCCCUGGCAAGUGUCCAUGCAGGUCUGGCCGGCCAGUCGCCCAGAACCCACUUUCUUCCACACCUGUGGUGGUACUCUGAUUCAUAAGAACUGGGUCAUGACAGCAGCCCACUGCUUCAUAAACUAUGCGGACGAGCUGCAGCGUUGGAACAUGUGCCUUGGCAAACACAACCUGACCUUCACAGAGCCGAGUCAGCGCUGCUUUAAUGUGACUGGUAUCUAUCGCCACGAGGGCUUCAAGUAUCCCACAGUGCCCACGGUGGAGUUUGACAUUGCCCUGGUCAGGUUGGAUGGAGAUGUGACUCCCAGUAAUGAGAUCUCCUUCGCCUGCCUUCCCUCCGUGGAGGAAGUCCUGCCUGCAACAAAGAAGUGCUACGCCACCGGCUGGGGAGAUGAGACCGGUGAUUCAAUGAAUGCUAAAGUUGCUGAGGCUCUUAACCAGGUGGCCCUGCCUGUUGUGCCGUAUGAUACCUGCAAGAGGAUGGACUACUGGUGGUUCCAGGUCAAGACCUCCAUGAUCUGCUGCGGGUACACCCUGCCUGAUGAGCUCCAGUCUGUCUGUCAGGGAGAUUCUGGAGGUCCUCUGGUGUGUCAGGACACCGCCGGUGCUCCCUGGGAAGUUCAUGGUAUCACCAGCUUUGGCCCUAUUGGAUGUAUAAUGAAUAAGAAGCCCUCCGUGUUCACCCGCUCCUCUGCAUACAUCCCCUGGAUUGGAAAUGUCAUCCGCAGAGACCUAUACAAUCAGCACACAUCUGGCUGUGGAGGACCAAAAGACCUGAUUGGCACCAACGGCAUUGUGUCCUCGAUGGGUUUCCCUGGCAACUACGACAACAAAGCACGCUGCGAGUGGACCAUCCAGGUGCCCGAAGGCCAACUGGUCCACCUGCAUUUCAGCAACUUCUCCCUGGAGGAGAGUCAGCUGUGCCUGAAUGACAAAGUCAGCAUCAGAGACGGAGUAGGAAGUCUGGGCACACACUGCAGUCAUGUUCCCCCGACAGACCUGGUGAGUGAUGGAAACAAGCUUCACAUCAGCUUCUCCUCCAACGACAAGGUGGUGGACACCGGCUUCACGGCCACCUGGAGGGGAGUUUCCCCCACGGAGGCUCCUUGUGGAGGGAGCUUCAACAUGGCUCAGGGUGAAAUCACCUCUCCUAACUGGCCCAAUGACUACCAAGCCCAGUCUGUGUGCACGUGGCGUAUCACCAUUCCUGCAGCAAAAAGUAUCCAUAUUGGCUUCACGCACUUUGAGCUUCAAGCUGCAAACAUGUUAGGAAACUGUGUGGACUAUGUGGAGGUCUUCAACGGAGAAACCAUGGUCUCAUUAGGUCGAUUCUGUGGCUUUGCCCCUCCAUCGACCCUCACCAUACCGGGAGGAUCAGUCGUCAUUCGUUUCCUUAGUAACGGAGCGGAUCAUCAGAAAGGUUUUCGUGGUUACUGGACCAAUGAUGUCGGUGUUAUCCCGACUUUACCUCCUACACCUCCUAACCCAUGGGACAACAUCAUUAUCACCUGGCCAGUAGAAUGUGGAAACCCAGCAGUGAAACCCAAAUCAGCCGCCAUGAGGGUGGUAAAUGGGGUGGAGGCGACCCCCCACUCCUGGCCCUGGCAAGUCUCCAUGCAGGCUUCACCAUUGGCAUCCCUCAUACCUUACAUGCACGGCUGCGGAGGUUCUUUGAUUCAUGAAGAUUGGAUCCUGACUGCUGCUCACUGUUUCAUGUUCCCACUGACCAACCCCACGUACUGGCGCAUGUGUUUGGGGAAGCACCACAUGAACUCCUCCAUGGACGUCCCCUCAGCAGAGGAAUGCUUUAAGGUGGACGGUAUCAUCCGCCACGAGGGGUUCGUGUACGAGCAAGAUCCCACCGACAUCUCCAACGACAUCGCCCUGGUGCAUUUGGCCACGGCUGUGAACAUGAAGAAGGAGAUCAGCCCAGUCUGUCUGCCCAAACUCGGGGCCGUGAUGCCCGCUGGGACGCCCUGCUAUGUCACCGGCUGGGGAGACGAGAAAGGUAACAUGUUCCCCAAAGUGUCCGACAAGCUGAAUCAGGCAGCCCUUCCUAUUGUGGACUUCCAGACCUGCAGUAAACCUGCUUACUGGUGGGACUCCCUCAGACCCUCCAUGAUCUGCGCUGGCUACGAAUCCCCAGAUGAGCUCAAGUCAGCCUGCCAGGGCGACUCUGGAGGUCCUUUCGCCUGCUCAGGCUCUGGAACGACACCCUGGGAGGUGCAUGGCAUCGUCAGCUUCGGACCUCAGGGCUGCAUCAAGGACAAAAAGCCCUCAGUGUUCACCCGCGUGUCCGCCUUCAGCGACUGGAUCGACACCAACAUCAAGAAGUUUAUACAUGAGAGUGGCAAAACCUACUAAAGCUCAUAUCUUGAAAUAAAGAUUUUGACAAUGAUUGUUGCUCAUAUCUGUUUUAAAGUCAUUGUUGUCUUUAUUGAGGGUUAACCAUUAAGAGUUGCUUUCUGCUAAAGUAUGAU